Molecule: messenger RNA, 1473 nt
Organism: Danio rerio (zebrafish)
Lineage: Eukaryota; Metazoa; Chordata; Actinopteri; Cypriniformes; Danionidae
Gene: chrm5a
Product: cholinergic receptor, muscarinic 5a
Biological process (GO): synaptic signaling; signal transduction; G protein-coupled receptor signaling pathway
Cellular component (GO): membrane; postsynaptic membrane; cell junction
Molecular function (GO): G protein-coupled acetylcholine receptor activity; G protein-coupled receptor activity
Source: RefSeq, marked provisional
AUGGGUGUGGAGAACUUGACCCUCCGCGCCAACAUCACGGACGUCCAGCUGGUCACGCACAGCCUGUGGGAGGUGAUCGCCAUCGCCACCGUCUCCGCCAUCGUCAGCUUCAUCACCAUCAUCGGAAACAUCCUGGUCAUGCUGUCCUUCAAGGUCAACAGCCAGCUGAAGACGGUCAACAAUUAUUAUCUGCUGAGUCUGGCCUUCGCUGACCUGAUCAUCGGCGUUUUCUCCAUGAAUCUGUACACCUCCUACAUCCUCAUGGGCUACUGGGCGCUCGGGAGUCUGGCCUGCGAUCUGUGGUUGGCUUUGGAUUACGUGGCGAGCAAUGCAUCAGUUAUGAACCUUUUAGUUAUUAGCUUUGACCGAUACUUCUCGAUUACGAGACCUCUGACAUACCGAGCCAAACGGACGCCGAAGAGAGCGGGGAUUAUGAUUGGUUUGGCUUGGCUUGUUUCUUUUAUCUUGUGGGCUCCUCCGAUUUUGUGCUGGCAGUAUUUUGUUGGUAAAAGAACCGUUCCUGAAAGACAGUGCCAGAUUCAGUUUUUCUCCGAGCCUGUGAUCACCUUCGGGACGGCGAUAGCCGCGUUUUAUUUUCCUGUAUCCGUCAUGACUAUUCUUUACUGUCGGAUAUACAAGGAGACCGAAAGACGCACUAAAGAUCUUGCCGAACUUCAAGGCAUCAACUCGUCAACAAAUUCCAGCGGAGACGCUCAGCCUCAAAAGAUACGGUCUUGUUUCGGCUGCAAACAUGUUAGCAAUACAUCAAGAACCCAAGCUUUAAGUCACACCAAUGCUGCUAAAACUCUGGAUGAUCAGUUGACCAACUUUAACAGCUACGCCUCCUCCGAGGAGGAAGAUCGCUCUGGGAACUUCCAGGAGUCUUGCAGACAUCAGGAGAACAAGAGCGAAAGCUACGAGGAAGAGAACUUCUUCCCAACUCCAGUCAAAGCAAGUCCUACGAAGACCAAGAAGUGUGUUUCGUAUAAAUUCAAACCGAAAGAUGUCAGUCCGCUAAAGAACACUAACGGGGACGCAAAACCUGGAGCCUCGUCUUUCUCGUCGGCCGAAUCUGUGAACGCCCCUUCCUCAUCGUCAUCUUCGAAACCAAUCGACGGUACGCUGAAAUGCCAGAUCACGAAGCGUAAACGGAUGGUGCUGAUCAAGGAGAAGAAGGCGGCGCAGACUCUGAGCGCCAUCCUGCUGGCCUUCAUCCUCACCUGGACGCCGUACAACAUCAUGGUGCUGAUCUCCACCUUCUGCUCCGACUGCAUCCCGCUCUCGCUCUGGCAUCUGGGUUACUGGCUGUGCUAUGUCAACAGCACCGUCAACCCCAUGUGCUACGCGCUCUGCAACAAAACCUUCCAGAAGACCUUCCGCAUGCUGCUGCUGUGCCAGUGGAGGAAGCAGCGGGCGGAGGAGAAGCUGUAUUGGUGUGGGCAGAACCCGGCCGUGGGCAGCAAACUCACAUGA